This is a messenger RNA of Aspergillus nomiae NRRL 13137, 1581 nucleotides long. Its product is annotated as MFS transporter. The coding region runs from base 1 to 1581 and encodes 526 amino acids. Gene Ontology annotation, biological process: transmembrane transport. Gene Ontology annotation, cellular component: membrane. The transcript has 5 exons. NCBI's taxonomy places the organism in Eukaryota, Fungi, Ascomycota, Eurotiomycetes, Eurotiales, Aspergillaceae. Gene Ontology annotation, molecular function: transmembrane transporter activity. The record is from RefSeq and is a predicted model, not a curated record.
AUGUCUAUUGCAAAGCCAAUGGGGCACCCGUUGGAUCUCCAAGAUGACAAAAUUCCCGAUCCUAAGCACCAGGAGCAAGUGCCCACAAUUGUCACUAUUGAGAAUUUCCGGGUCUUGGGGUUGGACCCGGAGGAUGAGGACUUUUAUCUCAAUUACCCCCUGGAGCGGAGGAAGAUAGUUCGCCGCAAGGUCGAUAUUCGUCUCGUGCCGAUGCUGGCAGUGUUGUAUCUGAUAUCCCAUCUUGAUCGAGCAAACAUCGGAAAUGCAAAGAUCGAAGGCAUGAUGGAGGAUCUGAAUCUCGAUGGUAUUCAAUGGAAUAUUAUAUUGAGCAUAUUCUUUGUCCCAUAUGUCCUCCUUGAGGUACCUAGUAACAUGCUGCUCAAAACAUUUUCUCGGCCAUCUGUGUAUCUGGGAAUCUUAAUCGUUUCCUGGGGGAUCAUCAUGACCUUGACCGGGGUCGUCCAGAAUUUUGCCGGAUUGAUGGUGACCCGUGUUCUUCUUGGCGUUUUUGAGGCAGGUUUCUUUCCCGGGGCGGUCUACCUCUGUACCCAGUGGUACAUGCCGAAAGACUUGUCUACCCGUCUUGCCUAUUUCUACUGUGCUAGUGCCCUGUCUGGCGCGUUCUCAGGACUACUCGCGGCGGCCAUCGCGAAGAUGGACGGCGUGGGUGGAUAUGAAGGCUGGAGAUGGAUCUUCAUCCUUGAGGGCUUGGUUACCGUGGUGCUGGGUGUGGCCUGUUUCUGGUUGCUGAUUGACUCACCUUCGCUAUCCGGUCGAUGGUUAGAACCAGACGAAAUUCGCUUCCUCGAGCUACAGAAAUUCAUUAAGGAAGGAGGACAGUUCAAAGAAGAGGAACAUGACCAGCAACGACGGUCUCGAUGGAAGGAUUUUGUUUCAGUGAUGUCAAAUUGGCGAAUGUAUAUCUUAGCAUAUAUUUUGCUAUGCCAGUCCGCCUGUUCAUACGGCAACAAAUUUACCCUUCCCAGUAUAACCGAAGCCAUGGGUUUCAGCAGCACCAGCGCCCAGCUCAUGACGGUUCCUCCCUAUGUCGCCGGUGCCAUUUCUGCCGUCUGCUUCUCCAGGCUGUCGGAUCGGUUCUACUGGCGAAUGCCAUUUGUCGUGAUUCCUCUCGCCCUGCUGACGGUCGGAUACGGCAUUAUCAUUUCCUUCGAUGGCAAGUUGGAAGAAAAUGUCGGUCCUAGCUUCUUUGCUGUCAUUCUGGCUAUGAUUGGUCUCUACCCUGUCCACCCGGCCACCACUUCUUGGACGUCUAACAAUUUGACUCCGUCCAACCGACGCGCAAUUGGUGUGGCGUUCAAUAUCUGCGUUGGUAAUAUUGGUGGUAUUAUCGGAAGUUAUAUGUAUAUGGACGACGAGAAGCCGAAGUACUAUACUGGCUUUGGGCUUUCCAUUGCGUUUGGAGGCUCAGCAUUGAUCCUUGCGUUGAUAUUGGAAGCUUCGUUCUGGUGGGAGAACAAGAGGAGAUCGAAGCUGUCGGAGUCGGAAGUAAGGGAAAAAUAUACGGAGGAGCAGUUGUUGAACAUGGGUGACAGGUCACCUUUGUUCAAGUAUACGUUGUAG